Adineta ricciae is the source of this 1008-nucleotide messenger RNA. The record is from the annotation of a GenBank genome assembly. Lineage: Eukaryota; Metazoa; Rotifera; Eurotatoria; Adinetida; Adinetidae.
AUGUUUAACACUGGAUUGACAAAUCGCAAAAUCAAAUGUUUCAUCUUCGUUAUUCUAUUCUUUGGAAUAUCGAUGAUUGCAUUUAUCAAUAUUCAAACUUCGAAGGACAUCGUUUGCAACUUCUUUCUCCGAACAAUUUCAAACACAAAUCAAAGUCAAUGGAGAAAGAAUAGACUUGUCAUCGUUCCCGCAGUUCAUAAUGAGAUUGAUUGGCAUAAACCAACAACUUGGCCGCAAUGGCUUCGCGAUGGUCUUGAUUUAUUCAAUAAUAGUCUUUCACGACCUUAUGAUGUUUAUUUGUACCAACGUCUCGAUCCUUAUUCGAAGUCACCGUUCAAUUGGCCCUAUUGUAAGAAUGUGCAUGAAGAAGCAGGUGUUUAUCUCAAAUUUAUCUACGAUUUUUAUUAUGAUUUACCUGAUAAAAUGUUGUUUGUGCAUGCAAAACCACAGCAACACUCUCUUUAUCCCAUUGAAGCAGCACAAUGUAUCCGCGAUGAUGUUUAUUAUGCAAGCGUCAAUAAUAUUUGGUUUGGUAAACGACCUUGGAUUGCAGCGAAUCCCGAUCCGAUUGAUAACAUCACGUUAAUGUACAAAUGUGCGAAACGUAUCUUGAGUUUCUUUGGUAUCGAUGGCGAAGCUCAAUUAAAUCCCACAGAUUUGAAACAAAAAGACAUGAGUAUCUAUUCCACGAUGUGUUGUGCACAAUUUUAUGUACGGAAAGAGCGUAUUCAUCAUUAUACCUACGAACAAUGGUCGGCAGCAUAUAAUGCCAGUCUCGAACCUUAUUGUACGUCACCACUUGACCGCGAACGUCCUGGUCUACCAGGAGUGAAAUCAUUCGGAAGCAGUUUUGAAUUUCUUUGGCAUAUUAUUCUUGGACUUGAAGCGCCAGAUAUGCCCGAGCCGAGAGCAAAAACAACAUCUGAUCUAUGUCAUCUAUUCCGCUCAUCUUGUUUCGGAUCACUAUGCAAUGCGAUGGUUAACGGAAUUCGACGUUCAUCUGCAUAA